AUGCUAAUGGAUUCAAAUAAUCUCAAUUAUCAGAAAUAGAAUAAUCGUACCUAUGCCAAUAAUGCUGGGCCAGGUAUGGAUCUUAAGAAUGCAUUCUACUAAGAGGUGAAUGACGAGGACUCAUCUGCAAUGGGUCUAUCAACUUUAAACAGAGGCGACUAAAAUGAUCUUGACUCUAUGCGACAAAAUAGGUUGAACAACUAAGAUGAUGAUGAUGAUAUCAAUGACAGGUAUGAGUAUUCAGAAAAUGGUGGAAUAACAAAUAAUGAUCCUUAUAUGAAUCACAAUAAAUCUGAUUUAAAUCGUCGAUUCAGAUAAAACUAAUCCAACAUCGGCAUCAAUAGAAAUAAUAUAGUGAACCCCUAAGAGAUUAGGCAGAGCAAUUAAUCAUAUGGAGGAAUUGAACACUUACAGAUGAAAUCACGAACAAUAGAGCCAAUGACUAAUGCAGACAAAUAAGUUUAGAAUAAUUACUUUGUGGGUGAGGAUUAAUUUGUUGAUCCUGAGAAUGGGAAAUAGAAAGGCAGGUAUAGAGAAAUAGAUCCUAACAUGUAGGGAAUCUCAUAAACUAUAGAUCCAGACAUAAUUAAGGGCAAAAAAAUUUUGAGAAAAUCAAAUCAAAACUAGUUAGGUGGGCUUAAGGUUACCAAUAACGAAUCUAAUCUUUAGCCUACCGCAGAGGGUUUCGACGAAACAUACUAACCUCCUAAAAAAGGUAAAUUUAAGAAAGACCGUGAAUAAGAGAUGAUUAUCGAUGAUAAUGAAUAAAGCUCCAGGGGUUUUAAAAAUGAAACUACCUAAAAUUAUUUGAAUGCUCAAUUAUAAAAUCCAAAUUAAAAUAGCCGUAAAAAUCUAAAAACAAAUGAAGACUUGGCUGAAUAGAAAGAAACUUUUAAUGAUAUGCUUGAGUUCUACAAUAGAUCACCCAAAGUAGGUUAUGAAACAAAUGAAGAAAACGACAAUGCUAGGAACAAAUCUCAAGCUAUUCUAGAUGAAAAUCCAUAUCAGCAAAUUUAGUUUCCAGAGAAUGAAGAUGAUGAUCUCAAAAAAGAGAGAUCACCAUCAAUAGACUAUGAAAAUGAUAAGACCAGAGAGAGAGAGGUUAAAAUUAAAAAAAAGAAAAUUUUAAGGAAAAAUAAAGAUAAAGCAUAUGCAAAUUAAGAAUAUCAAGAUUAGAAUAGAGCACUUGAGAAGUUCGCUUAGAAUUUCCAGAUGAAAGAUAGUAAUGUGAACAAUGAGGAUUUAAACGAUAGAAGUUUGGAUUCUGAAGAAUAGGAUGACUAUACAAAGGAAUACCUAAGAUAGUAGAAAAAUAAAAGUAAAUAAAACACAUCAAGACUAGUAAAGAAUCAAAAGCAAAUGGAUCCAAAUUAAUACGGUCUUCAAUAAGUGAAGGUUGCUGAAGUACUUGAGGAAACUAGAAAGACUUCAAGAACUCAAAGAAAUAACAAGCUUGAUGAGACCAAGAGCUAUAAAGGAGACUAUACUGAUAGAGAGAGAGAUUUUGGUAAGAGUCUAAACAAAACAGCAAUGAACACCAUCGAUAACAAGUUCGAGGUGGGCGAAGUGGAAUAUAAAGACGAGGAAUUAAAUAAAAGUUAGAGUAGAAUAGCAUCUAAAAAGAAUACUCAAAGAUUAGAGAGAGAUGAAGUUAGAUAGUAAUCAAAUACUGAUUUAGGAAUAGGGGCAGAGCAUACAAUUAAAGAAAUAUAGUACUAAGAUAAAAUAAGACGUAAAAGAGAGCAAGAGUAAAAAAGAAGAUUGCAAUAUGAUAGUUCUAAGCCAAUGUUAGAUUCCUAAGAGCGGUAGGAUGACUAUGACAACCAAGUAAACUAUUCUUAUGUUGUGACUAAUGAAAAUUAGAGGAUUUUGGAUUCCGAUGAAGAGUAAAAAAUGCGCAAGAUCAUUAUGAGUAAAGCUGAUGAAAACGAAGAAGAUGACGAAGAAGAUGAGGAUAAUGACUAUGACUAUGGAGAUGCUUAAAUUAGACAGGUCCCUGCUAGGUCAGGGCACAUAAGUGAGCUCCCUCCUAAUGUUUAGGAUUUUGUGGAGAUCAGUUUAUAAAAAUCCCAUGACCAAUCAAUCAGCAACUCUUAAAAGAGUUCUGCUCGUCAAGAGCAAAAUAAACUGGAACUUUCAGAUUAAUUUGACAAAUUACAUUAUAAUUUGCAGCAAGCACUCAAUGAUGCCUAGCUUAAUGAGUCUAGGAAAAAUAUAGAAAUCAUACCAUUUGAUACUGAGUGCUUUCACUCAUUGAUUUUAAACACAUAUGAUGACUGGUACAGCGAUGUGUCUAUCAAAUGGAAUAUUAAAGAUUACAUGGAAGUAGUAGAGAAAUCGGAACUUGAAAAGAUAUUUGGAUAACUUCUAGAAUAGAAUGAAUAUAAUACAAUAACCAUUAACAACAUGCCAUUUUUGGAUUUAGGAGAUCGGCCAAGCACUUAUAAUCCAAAAAGACCUGAAGCUGAGCAGAUCUUUAUUGUCCCUGAGACUUAAAAGCCUUCUAAAAUAAUCAUUAGAUACUCAGACUGUAAGCCAGUCUAUUACAUUGGGAGUUUAAAUGAGAAGUAUAAUUAAUUUGGCUUAGAAGCUAAAGGAAUCAGUUUGCAUGAUAUUUAAAGCACUCUAAUGAAGGCAUCAAUUUAUCUAAGACCUUACAGAGGUUAGGUCUCAAGAAUUGAUAGAAUAAAUCUAAUUAAUAUUCUAGGAGGUUUAAUAAUAACGAUUGCUUUAUCCAUGUCAAUAGGCAUAACCAUUCAUUGGGCAUUCUCAUUAAUCUUCAUCGUAAUAUAUUUCUUCUUCGCAGCAUUAUCAAUUAGAAUAACUAAGAAAAAAUCUAACAGAUAUCUAAGACAGGCUCAUUUCAUGCUAGCUGUGUAUUGCCGCGCUGAAAAUAAUAGAUAUUUUCUCAAGAAUAAUAUAGAAAUGAGACCAGGAUUUUUAGCAAAGUGGAUAGAAUUCAACAUCAGAACGAAACAAGAUAAGCUUUCAUAAGCAGCUGAUUAAGAAAAUGGAGAAGGAUAAAAUAAUGAUGAAGAUUUAGCAGCUGCUGUUGCCUCAGGAGCAAUGGAGUUCUCAACUGAAAAAUAUGUAGACUUUAUGAGGGAUAGAUGGGAUAAAUAAAAGAAAGUUAGUCAAGCUUAAACAUUAAAGCAGGAAGGUAGAAGAGGACCUAUUCCUAUAAAAGACAUUGAGCAAUAUAAGCAAGAUCAAUAACUUGCAAUGCUACUGUAAGAGUAAGAAAGCAACAAUUUUGAUUAAUCAGCAAUGAAUGUUGAAAGCAAAAAUAAAUAGAGUUAAAAUGAUGAAGAUGGGGAUGAGGAGAUGAAGCAUGAUCCUCGCAAGAAUCAUAAGUAGAACCAUCCUUUGUUCAACUAAUAACUUGAUGGAAGGAGAAAGGUAUUGCCACCUUUGAAAAACUAGCCCUAAAUUAGCCAAGAUAAAAUUUAUUCAGGUCUAUACAUACCAAACACAGGUGCUACUGCAUCUAUUCCGAACAAGUAAAAAAUCCGUAAGAAUUUCGCAGUUGGAAUGUAAAACUCGCCUGAUAAGAAAUUCAGGAAUGAAGAGGACUAUAACUACUAGGAGGAAGAGUAAAACCUGCCCUCUUCAAUGAAAAAGCUUAAGAAAAACUAUUACAACAACAACUUACCUGCAAUUGUAUAACAGAAGAGCAACGCGAGUUUAAAGCAGAGUAGUGGGUUUUAAAAUGAGUAUGAAGAAGAUGAAAAGGUUGAGGAAGAUGGGCCAAACUAAAGAGUGUCUAUUUAAAGCAAUCAAAAUCUUUAGAAGCAGGCAAAUUAAGGCAGAGCAGCUAGCAGGCAAUAGCAAGUCAUGCAAAAGUAGCAAUCAUUUAAGAAACAAUUUUAAGAAGAUGUUAAGUAUGGUAAAAACAGCUCAGUAGGUAAUAAGAACAAUAUUGAAGAAGAUGACGAAGAUGAUGAUGACUAUUGA
Messenger RNA from Stylonychia lemnae, 3954 nucleotides. The record is from the annotation of a GenBank genome assembly. Lineage: Eukaryota; Ciliophora; Spirotrichea; Sporadotrichida; Oxytrichidae.